ACCAAGGCCUUCAGCACACACCAAUGUGGAAAGGCGUUCUGAUCACAUGGUGUACAGUGUGUUAACUUUGACGGCAGGGCCCACCUGUCUCGACGACACACUCCAAAUCAGAGCCGGUUCUCCUCUGGAAGCUCAGUAGUAAUUGCAAACAGACAUGGCUGACACUGAUGAGGUUGUGGAGGAGGAGGUCCAGGAGGAAGUGGACGACUCGAAAUCCAAACCUAAGUUUAUGCAGAAUAUUCAAGCACCAAAAAUUCCUGAGGGGGAUAAAGUCGAUUUUGAUGACAUCCAUCGUAAACGUCAGGAGAAGGACCUGGCUGAGUUGCAGGCCCUGAUCGAGGCUCACUUUGUCCAGAGGAAGAAAGAGGAGGAGGAGCUUAUCGCGUUGGUUAACAGGAUUGAGAACCGGCGUGCAGAGAGGGCCGAGCAGCACAGGAUCCGAGCAGAGAGGGAAAAGGAGCGACAGGCCAGACUCGCUGAAGAGAAGGAAAGAAAGGAGCAGGAGGAACAGAGGAAGAAGCAAGAUGAAGAUGCUAAGAAAAAGAAGGCUCUAAGCAACAAGACUCAUCAAUAUGGAGGCAUUCAGCAGAGAGGCGACGGUCGCAAAGGAGGCAAGAAGCAGACAGAGAGGGAGAAGAAGAAGAAGGUUUUGGCCGAGAGACGGAAGCCUCUAAAUGUUGAUCAUCUCAGUGAGGACAAGCUCAAGGAUAAAGCCAGUGAGCUGUGGCAGUGGUUGAUGGAGCUGGAGGCUGAGAAGUAUGACCUGGCUGAGAAACUGAAACGUCAGAAGUAUGAUAUCACUCAACUUCUUGCUCGGGUCCAGGACAGUCAGAGUGCGAAAGGACGAGGCAAGGGCGGCAGGAGGAGGUAGAAACGCUGACAAUUUGAAGACGGGAAAGUCUUGUGCGCUGUACUGCUUUGUGGGUUUGUUAACGUCAUUAAACAUUAUGUAACUGAAUGUAGAAUAACAAACCCUGUAACUGUACAUUUUUACUUGGCAUUACAAAUAAAGCACGGUUUGUUUGACCUUG
Ictalurus punctatus (channel catfish) is the source of this 1031-nucleotide messenger RNA. RefSeq names its product troponin T2d, cardiac (gene tnnt2d). Gene Ontology annotation, cellular component: troponin complex. The transcript has 12 exons. Gene Ontology annotation, molecular function: troponin I binding; troponin C binding; tropomyosin binding. The record is from RefSeq and is a predicted model, not a curated record. Bases 155 to 871 code for a protein of 238 amino acids. Gene Ontology annotation, biological process: regulation of muscle contraction; cardiac muscle contraction; sarcomere organization. NCBI's taxonomy places the organism in Eukaryota, Metazoa, Chordata, Actinopteri, Siluriformes, Ictaluridae.